AUGGCACCAUCAGAAACCCCUUCAGCCGAGGAGCAGCUCAUCUGCGAGCCUCAAGGCGGGGUCCCAAACGCCCCGCCAGACCUUCGCUUCCUACAUUACAAUGAUGUUUACCAUGUCGAAGCCGGAUCUAGAGAGCCAGUUGGAGGUUAUGCGAGGUUUCAGACUCUGGUCAAUUACUACCGGGAUGAUGAGAGGUUCCAAGGGCAGCCAAACCUCUUGACCUUCUUCUCCGGAGAUGCCUUCAAUCCAAGCAUUGAAAGCAGCAUCACCAAAGGCCGUCACAUGGUACCUGUACUCAAUACCAUUGGUACAGACGUGUCUUGCGUUGGUAAUCACGACCUCGAUUUUGGCGUCAAGCAGUACCGCUACCUCACAGGCAAAUGCAAAUUCCCAUGGCUUCUUGCCAACGUUCACGACCCAGCUCUCGGCGACGGUGUACCGCUCGGAAACGCGGAGAAAACAGUUAUCCUCACGGCAUCCAAUGGCAUCAAAGUUGGUGUCAUUGGACUUGCUGAACGAGAGUGGCUCGAUACAAUCAACUCUCUACCACCAGAUAUCAUCUAUAAAAGCGCGUCAGAGACGGCAAAGGAGCUCAUUCCGGGAUUGAGAGAGCAAGGUGCUGAGAUUAUUGUUUGCGUGUCGCAUCAGCGUGAACCAAAUGACAACAAGCUGGCAAAGCAAUGCGGAGGAGAGUUGAUUGACAUAAUCCUCGGUGGCCAUGACCACUACUACUCGUACAGCCUCAUCAAUGGAACGCAGGUACUGAGAUCCGGUACAGACUUCAAGCAACUCUCACAUAUUGAAGCAUGGCGAAGGCCAGAGGGUAAGGGCUGGGACUUUAAGAUUGUGCGACGGGAUGUCGUCGGCAGCAUACCUCAAGACCCACAAGCCAUGGCAUUGGUCGAGGAGCAGACACGAGAGAUUAGGAAGAGGCUGGAUAAGCCUAUUGGAUACACUGCCGCGCCUCUCGAUGCCAGAUUCACCACUGUACGAACAAAGGAGUCAAAUAUAGGCAACUUUGUUUGUGACCUCAUGCGAUACUACUACUCAGCCGAUUGUUGCAUCAUGGCAGCAGGAACUAUCCGGGGUGAUCAAAUCUACCCACCUGGCGUGCUGAAGCUGAGAGAUCUGGUCAACUGCUUUCCGUUUGAGGAUCCUGUCGUUGUUCUCAAAGUCACUGGUAAAGCAAUACGAGAGGCACUGGAGAAUGGUGUGAGCAACUACCCAGCCUUGGAAGGCCGAUUUCCCCAAGUCUCAAAUAUUGUCUUUGAAGCAGACUAUUCACAGCCACCUCACUCGCGCAUCAAGAGCGUUAUGAUUGGCGAGGAGCCAGUGGAUGAGACAAGAGAGUACGUGCUAGCUACGAGGGGGUACAUGGGUCGUGGAAAAGAUGGCUACACAUCCCUCCUGAUCGAAGAAGAAGGCGGCGUCGCCAAAGAAAUCGUAUCCGAAGAGAACGGCGUGCUCAUCUCCACCAUUCUGCGCCAAUACUUCAUGUCGCUCAAAGUCAUGGGCAAAUGGAAGCGCUGGGGCGACUCAAUGAACAACAAAUUCAACUCUAUCCAAACUAACCUCCAGAAAAACCAUGGUCACGCAUUCCACGACCCCUCACCUCGUUCACCAGACAAAUCCACACCCGCUCAGCACCCCAGCAUAAGCAGAGUCGUCGGCCAGUCCAGUCCACCUGAUUCAUCGGAAUCGUCAGACCCGGAUGCCGACGAGGACGAAGACGAUGGACCCUUGGUUGCAGAAGACAAAUCAAAGCCCAUCAAGUUCUCAGACCACCAGAUCGAAAUGAUCCGCCGCGUAAUGCGUAAAUGGUGGCGCGUAGCAGGUCUCAAGGGCAACCCUUCGCUCUGCGAUGAGCUAGGCGGCGGCGAGUUCCAGGUCAAUUGGACACGAGCUAUUGCGCCGAGGUUGGAAGGUAGAAUCAAGGAUGUAGGACCUAGUGUUGCUAUCGAAGCCUGA
This is a messenger RNA of Bipolaris zeicola 26-R-13, 1968 nucleotides long. RefSeq lists its product as uncharacterized. The record is from RefSeq and is a predicted model, not a curated record. The transcript is spliced from 4 exons. Lineage: Eukaryota; Fungi; Ascomycota; Dothideomycetes; Pleosporales; Pleosporaceae. Gene Ontology annotation, molecular function: hydrolase activity. The coding region runs from base 1 to 1968 and encodes 655 amino acids. Gene Ontology annotation, biological process: nucleotide catabolic process.